ACAGGGUACCAGACUGUAAUGUAAAUGGUCAAAGGUAUGUAUGCGAUUGAUGCGAGUGGAAGAAAACCCGUUUCGAAAUGACAAAGUUUAAUCAGAUAUGUGCGCAUUUAGACAACAUUUUAUGACUUGCUGAAUGGUUAGUUGGAUUCUAGCUGCUCGUGUUUUCACUUAUCGAAAGGAGAGAGGAAAAAGAUGACAGGGGGGCCGGCGGAGACGACCGGUGAUGGCCACGCGCACGGCGCCGGCGGAAGAGAACGGUCAAUGAGUGCCUCGGGAGAGUCGUUAUAUGCAAUCCUUGGUGUCGAAAAAGGAGCAGAUAACGACGCACUCAAGAAAGCCUACAGAAAGUUGGCCUUAAAAUACCACCCGGAUAAGAACCGGGAUGACCCAACCGCUGAGGAAAAGUUCAAAGAGAUCAAUAAAGCUCACAGAGUCCUGACCGACGCUAAGAAGAGACAGAUAUAUGAUGACUACGGCUCGGUCGGUCUGUACAUCGCCGAACAGAUCGGCGAGGACAACGUGGAUCUGUACUUCCUAGUCAACAGCAGGUGCUUCAGGGUUUGCUGUGGCGUCUGCUUCUUCGUGACCUGCUACUGCUUCUGCUUCUGCUGCUGUCUCUGCUGCUGCGGAUGCUGCGGCAAGUGCGCCCCCAAGGAAGAGGAGUACACGGAGGAGGAGUUUGAAGAGAUCCUGCGAGGCAUGCAGGACAACGAGAUCGGUGACCCCGCGGUGAGGGACGUGGAAGUGACCAUCACGGUACAGCCCGGCGCCGACGCCUCGGCAGCACGCAGCAACAUCCACGACGUGCCUCCGUAUAAGACGGCCAUACCCAUGCCGGCCCCGGAGGCCACGGAAAAGACCAGCCUAAAGGCGGCCGAGGUGGUUAACACCAGCUACGUGGUGGAAAAGAAUUAAAUGUGGGGGUGGGAGGGGCAAUACUAAUAAAGGGGAGGGAGGUGCGAUAAUAGCUGAUGUUAAAUUGAGUGUUGCACAAUUCGGUUUGCUUUUUUUUUUUUUUUUAUGUCAGACACAGUACGAGGGUGUUGUUUCUAUUUGACCUAAACCAAAAUAUCACUCUUCUGUGACUGUGCAGACUGAUUUACCCGUUGAUAAUAUU
Patiria miniata (bat star) is the source of this 1117-nucleotide messenger RNA. RefSeq names its product dnaJ homolog subfamily C member 5-like. Lineage: Eukaryota; Metazoa; Echinodermata; Asteroidea; Valvatida; Asterinidae. The record is from RefSeq and is a predicted model, not a curated record. The transcript is spliced from 5 exons. Bases 193 to 915 code for a protein of 240 amino acids.